CUAAGUUGUACAUUGGGCGCCUAAACAAUUUUUUGUCUCCCGAUCGUCUGGAACGUGCUACAUUGUGGAUGAGCACCCAGCCAUGGCAAGUGAGCCGGCCGAACAACCCGUUCUGAAACGAAAGCGAAUUACCGUCGCCUGCAACAGCUGCCGCGCGAAGAAGUCCAAGUGCGAUGGCAAGCGACCAAUAUGUGGGCGUUGUGCCGGGUACGACUAUACAUGUUCCUGGGGCAAUGAGGCACUGCAUGGCAACAACUACAGCCAUACAACUUCGCGUGCGGCCUCAAACCCGGAAGAGAUUACCAGCCCCCCAGAGGAGGUCUUCCGAAGGUAUCACCAGGCAGUGCACGCCCUGACGCCGCAGCUGUCUCCUGGCGCACAGGCCGAGGUCAACAAGAGUCUCGCGUGCAUCCAGGCGCACCUUUGUCCCCGUGCUUCGUCGGAUACGACGACCGCAAGCUCGCAGAAGAGCACGUCCGGCAGCUCCGUUGUGAUCCCGUGCUUCCAGGACCCGAGAUACGUCGGCGAAGUCAGCGACAUCCACUUCUUUAACCUGGUCAAGCAGUCAUCAGCUGCUGCUUCUGGCGAAGGAGGUCCCGGGCAGGGAACCCACGGCGACGAGGUCGAUAACUAUGAUGCCGAGGCCCUCACCACGGCUCGGUCUUUUCAGAAUCCACUGUCUGAUUUGCCCAGCAGAACACAAGUCGACACGUACUUGACUAUUUACUUUUCGACUGUCCACGAGGCCUACCCUUUCGUUGACAAGAGAUCCUUCAAGGCAAGACUGGAUUCUCUGCAGGCCGAUGGGUCCACCGCCGAACUGACCCAUUCCUGGCUCUCUCUGCUGUAUGCACUGCUCGCCGUCGGAGCCUAUUACGACUCAUUCCGUCCCGAAGGCCGGAGUGCCGCGUCUCUCCACCAGAAACUCUUCAACUGCUCUCUCGUGCUGUCCCACUACGGUACGCUGGAGAGGUCUCUGACCCAGGUCUCUGCAUUGUUGGCCCAGUGUUUCUACCUGCUGAUCACGUCCGAGAUCGAGAGGUGCUGGGUCUCCCUCGGCCUCGCUGUGCGCCUAGGACAGAGUAUCGGCCUGCACGUAAGCAUCGAGGAGCAUGGAUCGACAACACCAGCAACAACAACAACACCGAGAGGGGAGGGUUCGACAGCAGCAGCAGGCUUGGUGCUAGAACAGCCCGAGGUCCGAAAUAAAGUGUGGUACUCACUAUACGUGCUCGAUCGCCUGACGGCACUGCAGCUGGGCCGACCACCAGCCAUUGCCGACGACGACUGCCACGUCCCUUUACCUCGGCGGGCAGACGACAGUCUGGACCUGGAUGUCCACUCACAUGCAUCUCAUGGAGAAGGCGCCUUCUCCUCCUCCCUCUCCUCCUACUCCUCGCCGGAUGGCAGCACCACGCAUUCUCAUCCAAGCGCUGGUGAGUACUUUGUUCGCAUCAUCGAGUUCUCUUCCAUCAUCGGGCGUGUGCUUCGUGAAUGUUAUCAGCCUCGGCGCACCAUCGCAGCCAGACUGCAAAAUACUAAAUAUUGUGAUGAGCUUCUUCUGGCCUGGAAGCAAAAGCUGCCUCGAUUCCUGCGUUUCGAUCUUGGGCAUGCGUUUGAAAAGUCUGUCACUCUCAAGCGACAGAGAAACAUGCUGGCCAUCAAGUUCCACCAUCUGCGCACACUCAUCUACCGACCUUAUCUCUAUUACACCUGCAUCGACGGAGGCACCUCCCUCCCGCCUGAUCAGAGCAGCCGAAGCAGGGAGUACGGCCGAAUUUGCGCCUCCGAGGCCCAAUCCAUCGCCCGCCUCAUGCACAACGUCACCGACACGGUGGACAUAGUCAUGAACUACCCCUGGUGGCAGAUGGUCUCUUGUCUCGUCUGCGCAGGCUCCGUCAUGGUCAUGGCGGGCGCCUUCAUGAGGCGAGAUGUCGUCAGCAGCGGCGGCGAGGCCACCGCCAGCAUCUCCAACCUGGAGGAGGACGUCGAGACCUGCAUGCACGUCCUCAAGGCGCUGAGCGAUAAUUCGAGAGGCUCCAAGCUCGCCUGGAACAUGAUGAAGGACAUCCGGGCCAGGGGGGAUGCUGCCAUGUGGCCCAUGAUCCAGCCGGAUGCCUUGAACUGGCCCGACUCGUUCUUGAAUAUUCUCCAAGGAUCGCAUGCAUCUAUCUAUUGAUUGAGCAACCCUAAAGGGAUGCUCAGAGUUCCGCGCAGUGACUUGAAUGGCAAGCGUUCAGCGCUUCAUUGCUCCAGAUGUACUACAUUGAGGGUCAGCAGGAAGCGCGGUUUUUGGCAAUGAGCUCAGUUCGAUAUCGCAUGGUUGGACCCAGACGCUAGUAUUCUUUAAAGUUUGUGUGGGCGCGAAGCACAUUCUGAUAUCAGACCUUGGUCACGUCAGUCAACUGCCGCAAGCACCUUGACAUCUGUCCUGUCCUCGGGACUGCCCUGCGGCGUCUUAAUUAAAAUCAUAUUGGGCCGUC
Molecule: messenger RNA, 2483 nt
Organism: Cryphonectria parasitica EP155
Lineage: Eukaryota; Fungi; Ascomycota; Sordariomycetes; Diaporthales; Cryphonectriaceae
Exons: 4
Coding region: 83-2179 (698 amino acids)
Biological process (GO): DNA-templated transcription; positive regulation of transcription from RNA polymerase II promoter by galactose
Cellular component (GO): nucleus
Molecular function (GO): zinc ion binding; RNA polymerase II cis-regulatory region sequence-specific DNA binding; DNA-binding transcription factor activity, RNA polymerase II-specific
Source: RefSeq, a predicted model, not a curated record